AUGGCAGGACUCUCGACCAGCCUGGGUGCAAUCGUCGCCGUUGUCCGUAAGCCUAACGCGAGCUCAAUGGCUGCACUGCUGGGAAUUGCACUCGGCGUGAUGGCCACCGUUAGCUGCGUUGAGCUUGUCGCCAAGAACGCCAUGUCCGGGGCGGGGGAUCCCUUUCUUAUCCUGGCUGCUGCUAUGUCCGGUGCUCUGGCGUACUACAUGCUGGAACCGUUAUUCCCAAAAAUGGACGAGCAUCAUGACCAUAUCAAGAAACAGGACGACCUGGACGACCACGAAGCGUUUUUCCAGCUAUUGCAACAGCAGCAGCAGCCACAGCACUCCAGCAGCGACACAGAGAGGUCGAGCCACGGAGGAUGCUAUGGUACGACGACCACGUUAGCGCAAGGAGGAUGCGGCGGUGCUGGGAUAGCCGCGGCCGGCGGCGGCGCAGGAGCAUCGUCGACAUCGGUACUGCUGGCAACGGCAACAAGCGGUGGCAGUGGCGGCCUGGCGCGUAAGGCCAACGUCGAACGGCAGCCGUCUUUUGCAGCAGGAAUGGCGGCGAUCGCGGCGCCAGGGCUGGGAGGCACAUGUACCAUGGGCGGCGGCGGCAGCAGCAGCAGCACAGCCUUGCAGAUGGAGGGCCUUAUAGCCCUGGGCAGCGGCGGCGCCGCCGGCGGUGCGGGUGCAGGCAGCGGUGGUGCGGUGGCUGGUUUCGGGGCUGCCGCCACUGCAGGCAGCGAUGGCGCGCUGUUCAUCGGCAGCGGGAGCAACUCUGCCUCCUCCUCCUCCGCGGCGGCGGCGGCGCUGGCGACGGGAAAGGGAGUGCGGGGCCCUCGGGGGGGCCGCAUGCUCCGCCUGGGUGUCCUUAUGGCGGUCACCAUGACGUUGCACAACCUGCCGGAAGGCUUUGCGGUGGCCUUCUCCGCUUUUACCGACUUUGGACCGAUCAUGGCGCUGGCGAUAGCGCUCCACAACAUCCCAGAGGGUGUCAUCGUAGCAGCGCCUAUCUACGCGGCUACGGGCAGCAGGUGGAGAGCCAUCGGCGUUGCGACAGCGUCGGGCUUGUCGGAGCCGUUGGGGGCGCUGCUGUCGCUGCUGCUGCUGCAGCCUUUCUUCACCCAGGAGCGUCUGCACUACCUGUUGGCGUUUGUUGGGGGAGUUAUGCUGGCAGUGUGCGGUAUUGAGCUGUGGCCCGAGGGCCGGAACUGCCGCAACGAUCGCUACUUUGCGGGCGGCAUCCUGGGGGGAUCCCUGGUCAUGGGCUGGACGCUGUAUGUGGAGGGAUAG
Molecule: messenger RNA, 1278 nt
Organism: Volvox carteri f. nagariensis
Lineage: Eukaryota; Viridiplantae; Chlorophyta; Chlorophyceae; Chlamydomonadales; Volvocaceae
Exons: 8
Coding region: 1-1278 (425 amino acids)
Biological process (GO): zinc ion transmembrane transport
Cellular component (GO): membrane
Molecular function (GO): zinc ion transmembrane transporter activity
Source: RefSeq, a predicted model, not a curated record